Molecule: messenger RNA, 1641 nt
Organism: Penicillium concentricum
Lineage: Eukaryota; Fungi; Ascomycota; Eurotiomycetes; Eurotiales; Aspergillaceae
Gene: aglA
Product: putative alpha-galactosidase
Exons: 1
Coding region: 1-1641 (546 amino acids)
Biological process (GO): carbohydrate metabolic process
Molecular function (GO): hydrolase activity, hydrolyzing O-glycosyl compounds
Source: RefSeq, a predicted model, not a curated record
AUGAAGACCCUCUCCCCCAAAAGCUGGGCAGCCCGAAGCCUGGCCGGCCUCCUGGCCCUGCCACUGUUACCAGUGCAAGCCUCGGUUGAGAACCCAGGCUUGGCCCCAGCACCUCCAAUGGGGUUCAACAACUGGGCGCGCUUUAUGUGCGAUCUGAACGAGACGCUCUUUACCGAAACAGCACAAUCAAUGCUAGACCGCGGCCUCCUCGAUGUAGGCUAUGACCGCCUCACGCUGGAUGACUGCUGGAUGAGCCAUGACCGCGCCGAUGACGGUUCUCUACAGUGGGACACCGAAAAGUUCCCGCACGGCAUUCCCUGGCUUGUCAAGUACAUGAAUAGCAAGGGCUUCCAGCUCGGCAUUUACGAAGAUUCUGGCAACUUGACCUGCGGCGGCUACCCGGGCUCCUACAAACACGAGGCGCAGGAUGCUGAACUCUUUGCUAGCUGGGGUAUCGACUACCUUAAGCUGGACGGGUGCAAUCUCUGGGAGGAGGAAGGCCGCUCGCUGCGCGAGGAGUACCGUGUCCGCUACGAGGGGUGGCAUGAUAUUUUGAGCGCCAUGCCGAAGCCGCUUAUCUUUUCCAAUUCCGCGCCUGCAUAUUUCGAAGGCAAACCGGGAGACUGGGAGGUCGUCAUGAACUGGGUCCCGGAGUCCGGCGAGUUGGCGCGUCACUCGGCGGAUGUGCUUAACUAUGCCGUCGAAGGCAGUGCCUGGGAUAGCAUUAUGUAUAACUACGACUUCCACGUGCGUCUAGUGCGCUACCAGCAACCGGGCUACUAUAACGACCCCGACUUCUUGAUCCCAGACCACCCGAGCCUCUCGAUGAACGAGAAAAAAUCCCAGUUCGCGGUCUGGGCUUCCAUCGGCGCGCCACUGAUUCUCAGCGCUUACGUUCCCGACCUCUCGGACGAGGAGAUCGCAUUCCUCAGCAACAAGGCCCUCAUCGCCGUGAACAAGGACCCGUUGGCGCAGCAAUCUGCUCUUGUUAGCCGUGAUGGCACCUUCGAUGUCCUAACCCGCUCCCUGGAGAACGGAGACAGACUCCUGACCGUGCUGAACCGCGGAGCCGACGCGGCCACAACGACCGUCUCCCUCGCGCGUCUCGGUCUGUCAUCCAAGUCUUGCAAGUAUGAGGCGCGUGAUCUUGUCAGCGACGAAGUCUCCACUAUCGACUCUGCUAUCAAAGUCCAGCUCGAUUCCCAUGCUGCCAAGGUCUACCGUAUUGCGCUGCCCAAAAAGUGCACCAAGACUACCCCUACCGCGAUGAUUUUCAACACUCCGUCUGAUCUUUGCAUGACUGCUUCUACUGAUUCUGUUACCUUUGAGAAAUGCAGUGGCUCAGACGCCCAGGUCUGGCACGUGGCGGCCACGGGCCAUGGCACUGAGCUGACUUUGAGUCCUCUGUCGGAUGAGUCGCUUUGUCUUGCUGCUGGGGAUGGGCUUUCACUUGUCAAGUGCCAUGGUGGACACGGUACUAACUGGGAUCACUAUAUUUCGGGUCAUUUGCGCAGCUCGUCUGGGGAUUGUUUGACUCAGACCAAGGAUAAGGGCAGUGUCGAGGCGUGUGUGAUUGAUAGUGUUGGGCAGAUCUUUGGAUUGCCAAGUGGAGUCCGUCUGGCCAAGGGAGAUUUGAACUAG